AUGACGUCUUCAGACGUGGCUACACUGAAACAUCUUUCUAACACGCUUGCAACCCCAGAGCAAUUAUCCAACUCUUCUUCAGCGAUCGAUGGCGUGCCUCCAGACUUGGAGACCUCCAUUCGGUUCGCAGGCACGCAGCUCACCCAUGCGGCUGGAGUUCUAUUGCGCUUGUCGCAAGACAUCAUUGCGCAAGCCAUUGUGACGUUCACUCGAUUCUGGAUGGGAGCUGAGGGUGGGAGUCUACGAAUAUACUCCGUCAAGGACGUCUCUGCAGCAGCUCUCUACUUGACCGCAAAGCUCUCGUUCCAACCCACCUCCCCUCGAUCUGUCCUCAACGUCUACACCUUCCUCCUCUCCAAGGACGCCUCCCCGCUGUGGUUCGUCAACCCCAGGGGAACGCCUGACCAACCGAGCCCGGAGACAUAUACCCUCACCGAGGGGGGCUACCUCACCCAGCGCGCCGUUCUCUUCCGUAUCGAAUCGGUCGUCCUUCGUACGCUCGGCUUCGACACCCACGUCACUCUGCCACACACCAUCGCCCUGACCUACCUGCAGACCCUUGGGGUUUCGGCGCCGGCCGUGGCGCGCAGGGUAUUCGAGCAUCUGAAUGGGGCGCUGCUGUCGCCGCAACUGCUGUAUGUCGCGCAUCAGCCGAAUGCGCUUGCGGUCGCAGCUAUAUACCUGGCCGCGCGCGAGGUCGGGGUGAAGCUGGUGGAUGGGGAGUGGUGGGAGGUUUUCGACGUCGAUCGGGAGGAACUGGGGUUCCUGGUUGUUGGGAUGAGGAGCAUGGAGGGAUUCGCGAGGGCGGAGGCGGAUAAAUGGAGGACUAGGACGGUUCCCGUGACGGUUGAGGAGGUGGAGGCUGAGAUUGAGAAGCGGAGGAUGAUGGAGGAGGGCGAAUGA
Molecule: messenger RNA, 903 nt
Organism: Aspergillus clavatus NRRL 1
Lineage: Eukaryota; Fungi; Ascomycota; Eurotiomycetes; Eurotiales; Aspergillaceae
Product: putative cyclin
Exons: 2
Coding region: 1-903 (300 amino acids)
Biological process (GO): regulation of transcription by RNA polymerase II
Cellular component (GO): nucleus
Molecular function (GO): cyclin-dependent protein serine/threonine kinase regulator activity
Source: RefSeq, a predicted model, not a curated record